GGGUGUAAGUGAAGGCUUUAUUUAUAUUGUCCUGAAAUAAAGUGAUUAAUGUCAGCGCAGUGCCAUGUUUGGUUGCCCCCACUCGGGCCACCAGAUCAACCCACCCCCUCUUCCAUGUCCUACCUCCACAUAGUGUCCCGGGUAUCGAACGAUCUUCCCAAAUUUAACCCCUCCUUGGCGUAGGACGGAGUCACUGCCAAAGUUUUUACGGAGUUAGGGAACUGUUAAGGAAAGCGAAUCCAGGCUGUCCCUCAAGAGAUGGUACUUAUGACCGAACAACCGGACAGAGACCUAACUCCGUUAUCUACGCCAGAACAAGUUGUAAAGUCUGUCAAACCGGUCAGAAAAGAUCCGAGAGGGAUCCAAUCGACGUCAGAGGCAGCGAAUGGAGGAGAGGACAGGCCCAGGAGGAGUGCCAGUGGGAGGUCUGCUGGGGACACUCAGGUGUCAAUGGACACUGAGUCAGACCUCUCGGAGAGCAGGAAGAAACCGCCCCUCAUGAAAUUUAAGGCUGUGGAGCUGCCUUCCCCAAUGCAAACUCCAAGUGACGGUGAAACUAAAUUUGAAGGAAGAAAGAAAUCCCAGUCCAGCCAGAUAUCCAAGACAAAUGCCCAGUACCAUAAAAUAUUCAAAGAAAUCAGCAAGGAUGAGUUACUGAAACAAAGUUACACCUGUGCACUGCAGAAAGACAUGCUGUAUCAGGGCAAAAUGUUUGUGUCUGAUAACUGGAUAUGUUUCCACUCCAAAGUCUUCGGCAGAGAUACUAAGAUUGCUAUUCCUGUACUCUCUGUGACUCUUAUCAAGAAGACAAAAACUGCCAUUUUGGUUCCAAAUGCACUCGUUAUCACAUCCACAAACAAGCGGCACGUAUUUGCAUCAUUCCUAUCCCGAGAUACAACCUAUAAACUUCUGAAAUCCAUCUGCGUUCAUCUGGAUGGGGACAAUACAGGGAGCAGCCUCAUUACUUCCUCUGCUGAGAACAGCUUCAUAGCCGAUUGUCCCUCCUCACUUCCUCUGGAUUUCUCUGGAGACUUCUCAGACCUGGAUGGGGUUUUGUGCCAGAGGAGGCAAGACAUGCUGGAGACCAGCAGCUCAGGCUCCCAGACCCCAGACUAUGAGAAAAUGACGGAGUUCCCCAGCAUCCCAGACACGUUCCUGAGCGCAGUGAAGAAUGGAGAGGUGGCGGUGCACGCAGACAUCCACCUCCAGACCCCCAACCAAAAACACGGAGCCGCUCACCAGAACGGGCCGACCAAGCCUGCCCAGGGUGUUGUACACAAAGUGAAAUCGCUACAGCCAGUGUCAUUGAACACCCUUCUACUCGUCUAUUUGUUCCUAGUUAGUGUCCUUGUCUUGUCUUCGUGUUACAUGGCCUUCAAGAUUGUGGCUCUUGAGAAGCGGCUGAACUCGUUGAGUUCCGUGGGGGAGUAUGCACACAACGAAAACGUUGUGCAUCACAGAUCGCAGGUCGACUUCAAUGCCGAAAUUUAUGGGGAGCUGUCUACAAACCUGUUCAAGCUAGAAAAGAUUCAGAGAAAUCUCCGUAAGCUACUUGAAGAGACCUGACUUAAGGACCCGUUGGUCGCCUCGCUGGACGGAAGUGGCGCCUUCAUAAAACGCUGGUGAAAACACUGCAGAUCUGAUCGGCAAUCUGUUACCAAAUAACAGACUGCCACUUUGGAAAAGAGACCAUUUCUUAAUUGUGCAAUAGCAGUAUCUUCCUUCUCUUUCUACUCAGGACAAAACCCAUUAUUUUGUGUCUGAUUAGCAUGCCAGAGUAAUCAAGACAUUUCAGCAACUGUAGCUAGUUUGGGCUGAAUCCUAACUUGAAACUCACGUGCUUAAUAACGCAGAAUUCUGCUUUUAGGGGCAAUCUGCAGUUGCUACAUUCAUUUUGGACUGAAUUAAUGAUAUUCUUCAAGAAUCAAUGGGUACAUAACUUA
This is a messenger RNA of Salvelinus sp. IW2-2015, 1943 nucleotides long. RefSeq names its product TNF receptor-associated factor 3. Gene Ontology annotation, cellular component: cytoplasmic microtubule; cytosol. Gene Ontology annotation, biological process: tumor necrosis factor-mediated signaling pathway. NCBI's taxonomy places the organism in Eukaryota, Metazoa, Chordata, Actinopteri, Salmoniformes, Salmonidae. The record is from RefSeq and is a predicted model, not a curated record. Gene Ontology annotation, molecular function: zinc ion binding; tumor necrosis factor receptor binding.